AUGGUUAGAGAUAUUGGUGGAUUUUAUGAAACAAGAAACACAUGUUUGGAAGAGAUUGUUGCGAACUUCUUAUACACAUUAGCUCACCAUAAGAAAAAUAGAAUGAUGGGUGCACAUUUUUAUAGAAUUGGUGAAACUAUUAGUAGGCAAUUUCAUGCUUGUUUGUUAGCAAUCUUAAAGUUACAUGUUCUUCUUAAGAAACCAACUCUAAUACAAGAAAAUGCGACGAUGAAAGGUGCUCUUGAUGGUACAAUGAUUCUAGUUAAUGUUCCUUGUGAAGAUCGACCCAAAUAUCGUACUAGAAAAGGAACCCUUGCUAUGAAUGUGUUAGGAGUAUGCUCACCUGAAAUGGAAUUUACAUAUAUCUUACCUGGUUGGGAGGAAUCAACACAUGAUGGUUGUAUUCUUCGAGAUGCUAUUUCUAGGUCUAAUGGUUUGAAAGUUCCAAAAGGUUGUUAUUAUUUAUGUGAUGGAGGAUAUACUAAUGGAGAGGGAUUUCUUGCACCAUAUAGAGGGCACCUUUUGUAG
Messenger RNA from Chenopodium quinoa (quinoa), 528 nucleotides. RefSeq lists its product as uncharacterized. The transcript has 3 exons. The record is from RefSeq and is a predicted model, not a curated record. Lineage: Eukaryota; Viridiplantae; Streptophyta; Magnoliopsida; Caryophyllales; Amaranthaceae. The coding region runs from base 1 to 528 and encodes 175 amino acids.